UCCGGGACAUCCUUUCCCUGCACAUAUCCCCACUUGCAUCGGUGUCAACUCCAGGAUCUGCUGAAAGCGCCUCAGCUCAUCAGAGCUCCCAGCACCGGGCUUUCAGUCAGCCCAGUGAGGUUCCGAGUCCGACCGACGUGCUGAGAGUGCCGGAGGGGGCUGCCACCGAGACCAUCCGUACCACCAACGAACUGCAAUCCCUCAUCAUCUGCAGGCGGAGGCUUCAUCUACCAGUCACUGAGUUUCCUGCGUCUCCAGCUCCUGGUGCAGUGAUGAAUGAGGUGAAGCAAUUGGCCACUCUGGGCCGUCCGUUCCAGUUGGGAAUGCUGUACGACUGCCGGUCAGACACCCUGAUCCCAGGUGUCACCUUGUGGGACUUACAGACACUGCAAAGCAACCUCAAUCGUCGUGCUCAGCCCAGCACUGAGUUUCACAUCAUUGCAUCAGACUCCAUGGAGAAGAAAGCCGCUGCACUCAAUGUGUCGGGAUCACUGAAAGCCAGUCUCCUGUGUGGGUUAGUGGAGGUGAAAGGAUCUGCAAAAUAUCUAAAUGACUCAAAGCAAUCAAAGAGACAGGCACGUGUUACCCUUCAGUACAAAACAACAACCAGGUUUGAAGAACUGACGAUGAGCCACUUAGGGAGACAGAAUAUUGCCUACCCGAGUGUGUUUGACGAAGGGUCAGCAACCCAUGUCGUUACAGCAGUGCUGUAUGGGGCCCAGGCUUUCUUUGUCUUUGAUCAAAUGGUUUCUUCAGCAGAGAAGAUGCAGGAUAUUCAGGGUAAUAUAGAGGCGACAAUUAAAUGUCUUCCAAUGAUUGCAAUUGAGGGUGAUGCCUCCCUAACAAUGACAGAAGAACAGAAGUCUCAUUCAGAGAAAUUUAGCUGCACCUUCUAUGGGGAUUUCUCACUGAAAAACAACCCCACCACAUUUCAGGAUGCCAUCGGUAUAUAUGCAAGCCUCCCAAGCUCACUGGGAUCAGGUGGGGAGAAUUCAGUACCCGUGAGAGUCUGGCUCUACCCUCUCAAUAAACUAGACUCAAGAGCUAUUCAGCUGGUGAGGGAGAUAAGCGUAGGAUUGGUCAAUCAGUGCCAGCAGGCCCUGGAACAGUUGAAUGAGACAGUGCAGAGAUGCAAUGAUAUGAUGAAUGACAAUGUCACCAUUCAGUUUCCUGAGAUCAGGGACAGGAUACAGCAAUUCCGAGAGAUGUGUCUGGAAUACAAACUGGUUUUCCAGAGGACUUUAGCCAGAGUUUUGCCGUCCAUCCGGGGAGGUGGGGAGGAGGAAGGAUUACUGGUGGAUAUACUGAAGAACAAGGAACAGUCACCAUUCAAACACCAGUCAUUGAUCACAUGGCUGGAUCACAAGGAACGGGAGAUGAUGAUGAUGAGCUUUUACCUCAAGGUAUUGGAUGAUAUUCCUAUUGUAAAAUCAAGGAGAGAGUUGGAUGAAGAAGUGAUGAAUCCAGCAAUAGACUAUGUCGUCUGCUUCACAUUUACAGCAUUGCAUCAGGAGGAUCUCUAUCUGUUAAAGGCAAUCGACUACCUCCGAUCUCAAACAGAUCAGAAAAUGCAGACAGCAACUCCUGCUACUGAAGCCUGUGCAACACAACACGGCGAGCAGUGGUUUAAUUCACUGCCUACAACUGAGAAAAUGAAGCAGCAAUAUAAGUCAUUCCUGGAUUUUGCCACAGCUAACAAAGAAAAUGGGAAAAUAAAAUUCCUUGUUGCUUCUGUGAAGGACGACAGCAACCGAGGAGCGUCUAUUUACCUCUAUGAAGGAUGGUCUUUGAAGAACCAGUGCUUUGAACCCCCGUCACAGCCCCAGAGACCUAUGACUAUUGGAAACACACAUGACAGUGUGACUCUGCAGUUACAGCCACCCAGACAUGGUUCCGGUGAGAUUGUGGGUUACAAGGUAGAGUACAAAGGGCCCCGGCAGGAGGACUGGUCAACUCUACAUACACCUGAUAAAUCCCACUCCGUCAGAAUAUCUGGGUUACAGCUGCACCAGGAGUAUCAUUUCCGAUACAGAGCAGUGACCAAGGUAGGGGUCAGCAAGGUGAGUGAUAGCUACACGGACAUGACACGUCCUACAAGUCCACCUGGUAAACCGGUCUUCCAGGAUUUUUCAUCCAGAGCAAUGCUCUUCUGGGAUGCUCCGACACAGAUUGGAGCUAAUGUCAAAAUAGUUCAGUACAGGAUUGAGUAUAGAGAAGAAACAGCAGUUGGGUCCAACACGGAGGGCGGACUGUGGGAGGAAGUAAAGACAACAGACAGCCAAUGUCACUAUCAUUUCGAGGGUCUGAAACCUAAUACAGUCUACAGUGUCCGAGUGUCUGCUGACUGUGGAGAAGCAGGUUCCAGUACACCAAGUGAAGCCGUUUCAGCAAAGAUAGAAAAUGAAGCAACCAGAAUAGCCCAGAAACUUCGCAGAGAAGCCAAAUUAAUAUCCAAAGGACACCCUUCCAUUUACAAGCUGAACCUGCAGAAGGAGGUGCUUGAUCAGUUCGGACACCUUGCGAAAUGUUCCUUUGGAAAACGCAACACAAAAGGCACAAUGAAAACAAUUAUGCUUCUGGGAGCAACAGGGUCGGGGAAAACAACCCUUAUCAAUGGGAUGAUCAACUACAUCUUGGGCGUGGAAUGGACGGAUGACUUCAGAUACACGUUAAUAUACGAAGAGACAGGAAAAUCCCAGGCUGAAAGUCAGACAUCCUCCAUCACUGCCUACCAGCUCCACCAUCAGAAAGGAUUUAAAAUUGAUUACUCUCUGACUAUCAUUGAUACGCCUGGAUUCGGAGAUACCAGGGGGAUAAGCCGAGAUCAAAUGAUCACUGACCACAUCCGUGAGUUUUUCACUUCCCCACAUGGUGUUGAUCAGAUCGAUGCCGUGUGUUUUGUUGCUCAAGCCUCUUUGGCUCGCCUGACUCACACACAGAAAUAUAUCUUUGAUUCAAUUCUUUCUAUUUUUGGCAAAGAUAUUGCAGAGAGCAUUCAUGUACUGGUGACAUUCGCAGAUGGACAGCGUCCUCCCAUUCUAGAGGCUAUGAAAGUAGCUGAGAUACCAUGUCCCAAAGAUAAAAACAGUAUGCCAGUACACUUCAAGUUUAACAAUUCUGCCAUAUUUGCUCAGCGUCCAGCCUCUGGAAACUCUGCAAACAUGGAAAGUGUCGAUAACAGCUGGGACACAGAAGAGGAUGAUGAUAACUUUGAUGAGAUGUUCUGGAAGAUGGGAACAAACAGUAUGAAGAAAUUCUUUCGGUCUCUGACCACAAUGAAAGCAAAAAGUUUACGUUUGACCAGAGAGGUUCUGCAGGAACGUCAGCAGCUGGAGGCUGCAGUGGAGGGUUUGCAAAGAAAGAUCCGAGUCGGGCUGACCAAAAUGGAGGAACUUAGGAAAACGCGGCAGGUUAUGAAUCAACACCAGACCGAACUGGAUGCAAAUAAAGACUUUGAGUAUGAGGUUGAAAUUACAGUUGCAGUACAGGAGGAUAUCAGUGGGACUGGGAAUUACAUAACCAACUGUCAGAAAUGUCGAUUCACCUGCCACUAUCCGUGUGGUAUUCCUGAUGAUGCUCAAAAAAGAGGAUGUGCAGCAAUGGACUGUUAUGGGAACUGCGAAGUCUGUCCCCAAAAAUGUGUCUGGAAUGUUCACUUCAACCAGAAGUACAGGUUUGAGUAUAAAACAAAGAAGGAGAAGAGAACAUACAAUGAGCUGAAAGAAAGGUAUGAGAAGGCCUUUGGUUUGAAGAUGACAGCGCAGAACGUCAUGGAGACACUUGAGAUUGAGUUAGCUGAGGUUCAGAAUGCAGUGCUGGAGCUGAUACAACAAUUAUCACAGAGCAUUAGAAGACUUGAAGAAAUAGCUCUGAGACCAAACCCGUUAUCCACCCCAGCUUACAUUGACCUCCUGAUUCAGUCUGAGAAAGAAGAGGCAAAGCCUGGAUUCACAGACCGAAUUCAGGCACUGGGGGAGGUCAGGGAACGUGCAGAUUUAAUACAGAAAGUUGCCGAAGGAAAGCUGUCAGCAGAGGUGUUGAACCAAAAUACAGAGGGAUCUCAAGAAACAAUUAGAAAAAAGAUAAAGAAGAAGUUUGUGUGUGUGUUCAAUUGGAUCACUGGUCACUAGCAAACCUUCCAGCUGUUUCCAAUGGGAACCAGAUGUUUCACUCGGCUAAUAAAAAAUCUCUCAUUCUAGUUCACCCUCCUUCUCCUCCCCCAUCUGUCCACAGUGUUUAACGCCACACCUUCGUCCUCAACGCUGCUCUCCCUCACCCCACUGGCUGGCACCCACUGCACCUGGGUCCAGUCACUGCCAGAGGUUCACCUGCAAUGGCUUCCCAUCCCUGUCCCUGUCCACUGGUACCUGUGGACAACCCCGAGAAUCCAUCCACAUUCCCUCCUGUUCCCCAUCUGUGUCCUGCCCCUUGGAAACAACACCAGAGUCACAGUGUCCAUUUCCUGUGGACACAGGCUGCCCCCAGCUCCACCUUCCCACCUCCUCCCUCAAUCCCCACUUUCUCCGUGCUGUCAGAUGACACAUUCCCCCAUCCAGUGUCGGAAGACGGGAAAUCUUCUCCCAGCUCUGUGCUGCUCCCGGGCCACUGUCAGAGUCUGACCCAUGGGCUGGUGGGAGGGGUGGUGUGUUCUAUUAAAAUCACAGCAGAAAAAUUCAAACUGGGAUAAAUAGAGCAAUAUUUUCCAUCAAACGGUAUAGGAGGCCAUUCAGCCCACUGAGUCAAUGCUGGUUUCAAAGCAACAUCAUCAAUCCCAUUCCCUUCACCUUCCCUGUGAUCUACUCUCUGCCAAAUGCCAACCAACCUCCUCAUUCUCCUGAUAAUGACAGUGAAAAAAACCUCAGGUAAUGAAAACCUGAAAUAAAAACAGCAAAUGCUGGAACCACUCAGUGGGUCAGGCAGCAUCUGCUGAGAGGGAAACAGUUCAUGUUUCGGAGCCUUCAGAGACACUUGUGUGGAAUGUCUCAACAUUGGAGCAAAUGCGACACAGAGGGAGGUUCUGAUAAAUAGUCAGGACCCGAAACGUUAACUGUUUCUGUCUCCACAGAUGCUGCCUGACCUGCUGAGUGUUUCCAGCAUUUCUCGGUUUCGCAUUAAUUCUCCCAUCACUGAUCGACACUGGGGGAGAUUUACAGUAUCCAAUUAACCUACCGACCUGCAAUAUAAAUUGAGGACAUGAUUCUAAAAGGGUUGCAGGAACAGAGGGAUUUGAGGAAAAGAUUGUUCAUUCUUUGGAAGUGGCAAGGCAGAAGUAAACAGGUUUUAAGCAGGCUCAGCAAAACUCUGCAGAUGCUGGAAAUCUGAAACAAAGGGUCAUUGAAUCAAUUCACAACAGGACGACUCCCGUGAAAUCAGCCAUGGACAAAGCAAAAGGGAGCAGUGGGGCAAAUGUUACUCAGUGCCACACUGCAGAGAUAGCUCUGUCCCUACACUCCCACAAAUGCCACAGAAUGUCCACCUUCAGGUUAAGUGCACAAUGACCAACAGCCGUGGAGCUCAGCAAAGCCGUCAAUGGCCGGGAAGGUGGGAAAUUCCUGGGAAGGAUGGGGCUGCACCUGAAACCAUCGACUGGAGAGGACAUCUCCACUCAAACCCGUCUGCUGCCACAAACUCUUGAACCUAGCCAUGGCCUCGAACUCUCGAACCGAGCCGUGGCCUCGUCUGCUUGUGCUGGAAGGGAGGAGCAAUCCCACAAGGGGUGAGGGUCUCCAUUAUUGCCUUUAGAGACCUCAGCAAGGACUUUGAGCUUGUGUGCCGGGAGGAUCUGUUCACACUGGAGAAGAUCGGUGCCUCCAAGUCUUCCUGGUGGAUUCAGUCCUUCCACCUUGAUGUUUGAUGCCAUGGCUCAGCCUCUGAGCCUCUCCCCACCCAAGGUGGAGCCCAUGCAGCUGUGUCCUCGCUCCUGACUGUCUGGGAUCUGCUUUGCCUCCCUGCUCCCAUGUUCCACUGGAGAGCUGGAGGAGAAAUGUCGUCCCACACAAGGUCAGUUGGAAAACUUCAACCUCCCCAGCCUCAGGGCAAGAAGCAGAGGGCGUAUCGACCUCACCAGGACUCGACCUUUGCUGUCACCGCGGUGAUGACAUAGCAACUCCUCCCACACGGACACAUUUAACUUUGAGCUCACCAUCACCCUGAGAAGGACGAAUCAAAUGGGGCGAGACGUCACUGAGCUCAGUCCUUCACCAUUCCUGUGCUCACCGCUCAGGGAACAUCACCUUCGAUGUCCUGGGCACCGUCACCAGCUGAACGAUGGGACAAUUCCCAAGGACCUUCUCUAUGGGGAACCAGCAUCAGGGAAAAGGCCCAUCAGAUGACCCCACCUGCACUCCGGAAACAUCUGCAAGAGGGACCUUAAGGCACCAGACAUCAGUGUAAAGCUGGGAGGCAGCUGCUCAGUAUCGCAGUCAUUGGAAUGAGAUUCAAUUCCCAGCAGAUUCCACUGUGGUGUUUACAAGGGAGCUCGGGAACUACUGUUAGGCAACAAUUUCUGGGAUCAUCUGGAAUGCUCUUGUACACACUCGAUGGACUGAAUGGCCUCCUCCCAUGCUCUGACCCUCCUGGGAUCGUGCAGGAUGCAUUCUGAAGCUCUGUACGUUAUUUCACUCUGAGGUGAGCUUCCGAUUCCAUGUUUAUUCCAUCACUGAAGCCUCGUUCUACCCCCCGGGAUUGACCAGAAACAGAUCGAUGUGAUUCGGGCUGAUGCACAUCCUGUCCAUCGGCUCACCUGGAAGGGGAGGAAGGGUGUCUGUAUUGCGGCUGGUGACGGGAGUGUGAGUCACCUCACCGCCCUGCUGUGGCUCCUGCCCAGCCUGCAGCCACUGCCUAUCGCGAUGGAGAAGGGCCGAGUUUGCCCUGAAGCACUGGCUCCCCACCACCAGGGAGAUCACAGCUCUGACGCUGCACCUGCCCUCAUCACCUUCCACAUAAAGGUCUGCAGGGCAGCGAAAAAACCACCCUUUACACUCUUUACUAUAUAGAGUCACCCAGCACAGCAACAGGCCCUUCGGCCCUCUGUGUCCAUGCCAGCCAUGAAGCACCAUCUCUAUCAAUCUCAUUUCCCAACAUUGGGCCUGUGGUCUUCUCAGCCUUGGCAUUUCAGGUGCUCACCUAAAUACUUCCUAAAUGUUGUGAGAGUGUCUGCCUCCACCGGCCCCUCAGGCAGUGCGUUCCACAUUCCAACUGGGUGGAAACAUUCUUCCUCAGAUCCCCUCUAAACCUCUCACUCCUUACCUUAAAUGCGCGCCCUCUGGUUUAUAACACCUCUGCUUCGCGGGAAGGUUUCUCAUUAUUUACCCAUCUCUGCCCAUCAAAAUUGUGUUUCCCUCAAUCAGGUCCCCACUAAGCCUUGUUUUCCCCAAGGAAAACAAACCCAGACUACUCAGUCCCUCUUAGAAACUGAAAUGCUCCAUUCCAGCCAGCAUCCUGGUGACUCUGCUCUGCAUCCUGCCCAAUACAAUCACCUCCCUUUUUUAAAUAAACGUUUAUUAACUAACAGAAGGACAACCAGUGCCAAUACACUAGAACUAAUACAGAAGAGAGAAAAUAAACUAAGUAGCUACAUAACUACAGCAAAAUAACACAAACUAACAUACAAUCACCUCCUUCCUGCAGUGUUGCAGUCAGAACUGCUCACAGAACCCCAUCUGUUGCCUGACCAGUGUUUAAUAAAGUGCAUUGUAAUCUCUCUGUUUUGAUCAUCGAUGACCUGGGGUAUGGAGGCAAGUAUCCCUUCUGCUUUCUCCACUGCCGGUCUGUGCCUUCAGGGAUCCUUCACCUCAAGGAUCUUCACCUCACUGCCUUCACCUCACUCUUAUCUGCAGCAAAUUCUACCUGCCUUCCCUCUGUCCAUCUCACCUACUGUACAAUGUUAUCAGUGUUACCAAAGAGCAGCCUGCUCACUGUCGGUUGGUCACAGGCUUCCAAUCACAAACACAGUCCAGCAGCACCACCUGCUGCCUCCUAUUACCAAGCCAAUUUUGGAUCCAAUUUGCUCUGGAUCCCUUGGGCUCUAACCCUUUGGAAUUCUUUCCCAUGUACGGUCAUGUCGAAGACUUCAAUUACCACACUGCCCUCAUCAAAUACAUUUUGUUACCUCUUCAAAACAUUCACUGAAAUUGGUCAAACUGGAUCUCCUCCCAACAAUGCUUUUCUGACAAUCUGUGACGGAUCCCUGACUAUGCAAGUGUAGAAGUCUGUUCCUCUGAUUUUUUUGCCAGAACUUCCCCACUACUGACUUUAGACUUGGAUCCUUGUAAAUUCCUGGUUUAUUCUUCUUAAAUAAAUCGGCCACAUUUGCUUUGCAAUUGUCGCUGACUUUAUCCACCAGCAAGACCUUGUGCCCGCUCUUUGUCCUUUUAAUUCAUCUCUUAAAUACCCCUCUACUCUACUGAUAUUUUGAGGGGUGUCCUCGUUUUUUAUUCUAUAUUCCUACUAUGUACCCACUUUCUUUUAUCCAACCACUGAUAUCUCUUGACACCCAAGGUCCCUUGGAAUUGCAGUCCUUACUUUCACCCUUGCGGAAACACCUUGGUCCUGAACUCGAACUACUUCAGUUUUAAAUGUCUGUCACAUGUCAGAUUUGGACUAGACGUCCAGAAAUUCAACCCGUGACGGUAGGAUAAACAUCUCGUCCCAACAGCAUGAAGACAGUGAUGCAUCACUUGAACCAAGCAUUAUCCAUUCUGAAGUAUUCUCUAACUGUCCAAGGGACCACUAUUUUGAUUAUAUUACUUCGAUGCUACAUUAUUGAUUCUAUUACUGGAUGUUACAUUAUUGAUUCUAUUACUUGGUCGCUACAUUAUUGAUUGUAUUACUGGAUGCUACAUUAUAGAUUCCAUUACUGGAUGCUACAUUAUUGAUUAUAUUUCUUGGUUGCUAUAUUAUUGAUUAUAUUACUGGAUGCUACAUUAUUGAUUCUAUUACUGGAUGAUACAUUAUUGAUUCUAUUACUUGGUCACUACAUUAUUGAUUAUACUACUGGAUGCUACAUUAUUGAUUAUAUUACUGGAUGCUACAUUAUUGAUUCUAUUACUUGGUCGCUAUAUUAUUGAUUCUAUUGCUGGAUGCUGCAUUAUAAAUUCUAAUACUUCGUUUCUACUGCAUAUUAAAUCAUGUUACCCUGUGAGACAUUGCAUUGUUAUAAACAGCUUGCUUACUCCAAUAGCAGCUAAAUUUGUGAAUUAAACA
Molecule: messenger RNA, 9204 nt
Organism: Pristis pectinata (smalltooth sawfish)
Lineage: Eukaryota; Metazoa; Chordata; Chondrichthyes; Rhinopristiformes; Pristidae
Exons: 3
Coding region: 273-4130 (1285 amino acids)
Molecular function (GO): GTP binding; protein binding
Source: RefSeq, a predicted model, not a curated record